AUGCAAGCGUUCGGCGAUUCUUCAUCAACCACCAACAUUCCGCAAAAACUCGAAAAGUUCUUGACGCCACCGCAAACCGAAGACAAAUACGGGCAGACGACGAUCUCGAUCUCAUCGAGCUCGGCUCAUUCGGAGCACAAUACGCCGAGCUAUAUUGAGUCGUUGAAAGAGGAGCGCAAACUAUUGUCUAGUCAUAGUGAAUUGACGCAUGUUUUCGAUUUGAUCGACAAGGAAAUCAAGAGAUUGUCGAAUGCCGAGCAAGUUGAAGCUGCUCAGGCCGCUGCUCAAGCUUCCAAGGACCCGUCGCUUCUCUCAAAAACCUUGCUCGUGCCUGUUGAACUCUAUCCAAACUACAAUUUCGUUGGGCGCAUUUUGGGACCACGUGGCACCACUGCCAAGCAAUUGGAAACCGCCACCGGCUGCAAAAUCAUUAUCCAUGGGCGAAAAGCGUCGGGAACCGGAAGUUCCGUCGCCACCGCGAAUGAGCCAUUGAGCGUCGAAUUGACGUGUUCGGCGAGUUUGCCGGAUGCGGCCCAGAAGUUGGAGAUGGGUGUCAGUGUGAUUGAGGCGUUGUUGGUGCCACCGGUGAGGAUUUUGAAGCGCUCCACCGAAAUAAACACGCAACGCAGACCGCGCCGCGCCACAACACACACAAAUUCAAAUUCCCUCCCUUUUUUGUGUGUGUGUUGUGGCGCGGCGCGGUUUGCGUUGCGUGUUCAUUUCGGUGGAGCGAGAUUCCAGCACUAGCCCACUAGAAAGCUUCAAAAACUGGAAAAUCAUUAUGUAUUGUCGAAAUUGAAAAAUGUAACGGCCGUAAAAAAUGAAAACCAAUGCAGAAUUGAAUUGGACUUCGUCAGUCGCGUGCGGUUGUGCGGCGCGGUCGGGAAAAAAUGAAUUAUUGAUUGUUUUUCGACCGCGCCGCACAACCGCACGCGACUGACGAAGUCCAAUUCAGUUCUGCACUGGUUUUCAUUUUUUACGGCCGCCACAUUUUUCAAUUUUGACAAUAGAGAUUCACGAACGUUUUUUAACGAUAAAAAACCGAAAAAGUGAUUUACGAAUGGUAUUUUUGUUCAUUUUUUCACAAUUUUCUCAACACAUUGAAUAAAGUGAAGCUAAAACGCAUUUUAGUGUCCAGAAAUGCUAUUUUAAGAUCUUCUAAUCAGCCUGAAAGACAAAUCAAUUUUCGAAAAUCAAAAUUUUGAUUUUUAAGGCUUGAUUUGUCUUUCAGACUGAUUAGAAGGUCUUAAAAUAUCAUUUCUGGACACUAAAAUGCGUUUUAGCUUCACUUUAUUCAAUUUGUUGAGAAAAUGGUGAAAAAAUGAAUAAAAAUACCGUUCCUGAAUCCUUUUUUUCAGUUUUUGAAGCGUUCUAGCUCCAAAAUCAUCAAUUUUUCUAGGCUGACGGUCAAGACGAGUUGAAACGUCAACAAUUGAUGAUUCUUGCCAAUAUGAAUGGAACUUAUCGUCCAAGAUCAGCUGCAGCAAUUGCAGCCGCCGCUGCGAAUUCGACAGCUUCAGGAGGAGUUGGAGAUUAUCAAUUUGAAAGUGAGCAAGCAAAAAUAGAAAAUCCCCCCAACAAAUUCGAUUUUUUGCAGAUCUUCUUCCAUUUGGCUAUCGUCUUCCAACCGUCGGUCCGAAUUGUCAUCACGAAAAGAUGGUCAAAUCGUUGUUGUCGAUGGGAUUGCCGAAUUCGAAGCCGCCGAUUGUCGAAAAUACGGAUUGUUCGAAUCCGAGAUGCGCGGUUUUUCGAAAUUUGUUGGGAAAUGAGGCGAAUCAUCAACAUGGAUCAUUGACGUAAGGAAACUCGUGUGUCGUUGGACGCGUUGCGGUCACGCGCUGCGUGCUUUGAAGCACGCAGCGCAUGACCGCAACGCGUCCACGUCAUAACUCAUCCUAAGAGUUGAGCUAACUUCUGACAAGCAGAUCCUGACCAGAAGGUCAAAAUCUACUUGCAGCAGCAGCUAGUCCCUCGUAAAUAUUUCGAAAAUUGAUGAAUGUCGGUGUGUGCGCGCGCGGUCGCGAUGCGGUCGAAAUAAAAUCAAUAUUUUUUUCAUUUUUCCCUCGAAAAUGUUGUUUUUUACCUAAAAAACGGUCAUUUUUUGCGUGAUUAAAUUGAAGUUAUUCAUUUUUCAAGUUUUUCAAACUAAAACCUGGAAUUAAUGUUGAAUAACUUUAAUUUGAGGCAAAAAAUGACCGGUUUUUUGGAAAAAACAAGAUUUUCGAGGGAAAAAUGAAAACCGCAUCGCGACCGCGCGCGCACACACCGACAUUCAUUCAUUUUCGAAAUAUUUACGAGGGACUAGUUUCUGCUUGCCAGAAGUUAGCUGAACUCUGAAAAUCAGCUAUGACGUGGACGCGUUGCGGUCAUGCGCUGCGUGCUUCAAAUGCAAAAAUGAAGCACGCAGCGCGUGACCGCAACGCGUCCAACGGCAUUUGUGCUCUUCUAAAAACCUAACCAAUUCUUGUUUCCAGAAAAUUCGAAGAUGUCUUAAAUGCGAUGCAAUUGUAUGAAGUUAUCAAUCGAAUUCGAAUCUCGGAAAGUUCGGCAAACUUUGGCCGAAAAUUGAAUGUACAAAGGAAAUAA
This is a messenger RNA of Caenorhabditis angaria, 2586 nucleotides long. Lineage: Eukaryota; Metazoa; Nematoda; Chromadorea; Rhabditida; Rhabditidae. The record is from the annotation of a GenBank genome assembly.